AUGCGUAGCCUUAGCUACUUCUCUCUCGGAAUAAAUUCCAUUACUGGCCUCAUGCCGAAUUUUUCAUUUGACAGCACGCCUUCACUGAGACACAUAUACAUUAACAACAACAGUCUAUCCGGCCCAAUACCUUCUGGUAUUGGCUCCUUGCUCAUGCUCCAGGUUCUUUACUUGAGGCGUAACCAGCUCUCCGGUCCAAUACCUCCUACCAUCUUCAACAUGUCUAGGAUUGUUGACUUGCGUCUGGGGAACAACAAUCUAACAGGUCAUAUACCUAGCAACAGAAGCUUUAGUCUCCCCAUGUUGCAAAUAUUUGAUCUCUACCGGAACAACUUCGGGGGUCAAAUUCCAUUGGGCCUUGCAUCAUGCCAGCAUCUUAGGAUACUUACCAUUCCUGGAAAUCUAUUCGUGGAUGUGGUGCCAACAUGGCUGGCUACGCUACCAGAGCUUACGGCGAUUUCUAUGGGAGGCAAUGACCUCGUUGGCCUGAUCCCGCCUGUGCUCGGCAAUCUCACCAUGCUCAGCGUACUUGACAUCGCAAACUCCAACUUAAGCGGAGAUAUUCCCGUGGAAUUAGGAGAACUGAGACAACUCAAUUAUCUGCACCUUUCGCACAAUCAACUAACAGAUAACCGUCUCCAAGGGGAUCUUAGUUUCUUGUCCAGCCUUUGCAAUUGUCGCCAACUUCAAUACCUCACCAUAUCAAAUAAUCUUUUCACUGGGAGUAUUCCCAACUAUUUUGGUAACCUCUCGACUAACCUGGUAGUAUUUGAAGCAUUGAAUAACAAUUUGGUUGGUGGGCUUCCAGAAACACUGUCAAAUCUUAGUAGUCUUCGUAAGAUAAACUUUGCCAACAACCAUCUUACCAAAGAAAUACCAGAAACCCUCUCUAAGUUGGAGAAUCUCCAAGCACUUGAUCUCUCAGGAAAUAGAAUGGUUGGCCCAAUCCCUGUACAAAUUGGUAUGCUGAGAAGUAUUGUAGAGUUACAACUCUGGGACAAUAUGUUAUCUGGCUCCAUACCAGAUGCCAUGGGCGACCUCACCAUUAACCUUAUCCAACUAGAUCUGUCCCAUAAUUCCCUAACCGGUACAUUACCUUCUGAUCUUAGCCAUAUGCAAACUAUGGACUGGAUAGAUCUUUCUGGUAACCUCUUGUCUGGUAGCCUUCCAAGUUCAUUUGGACAGGUUGCCAUGUUAUUAACCUACCUAAAUCUUUCGCACAACUCAUUUAAGGGUUUAGUCCCAAACUCUUUCGGCCGCUUAACCAACUUAGAAACAUUGGACCUAUCGUCAAACAACCUUUCAGGUACAAUACCAGACUACCUCGCCAACUUCACCUACCUUUCUUCUCUGAACCUCUCCUUCAAUGGGUUAGAAGGGCAAAUACCAAAUGGAGGUGUUUUCUCAAACCUCACCUUGCAAUCUUUGAUGGGGAAUGUUGGGCUAUGUGGUGCUCCUCGUCUAGGACUGUCACCGUGUCCGCACAAGUCUCACUUGACUUAUAGUCGACACAUCCUCAAGUUUAUACUCCCGGUUGCCAUCAUUGGAGUUGGUGCAUUUGCAACCACCAUGUACCUAAUGGUCAGCAAGAAAAAUAAGAAACAAUAUUAUGGUACGGCUUCUACUAGCAUGACUGAUCUGAUCAGCCAUAGGUUAGUAUCCUACCAUGAGAUUGCUCGUGCCACUGAAAAUUUCAAUGAGGACAACCUACUUGGUACUGGAAGUUUUGGCAAAGUUUCAAGGGCCAAUUAG
Molecule: messenger RNA, 1752 nt
Organism: Triticum turgidum subsp. durum (durum wheat)
Lineage: Eukaryota; Viridiplantae; Streptophyta; Magnoliopsida; Poales; Poaceae
Source: the annotation of a GenBank genome assembly